This is a messenger RNA of Brassica oleracea var. oleracea, 1257 nucleotides long. RefSeq names its product putative F-box protein At1g53360. Bases 1 to 1257 code for a protein of 418 amino acids. The transcript is spliced from 2 exons. NCBI's taxonomy places the organism in Eukaryota, Viridiplantae, Streptophyta, Magnoliopsida, Brassicales, Brassicaceae. The record is from RefSeq and is a predicted model, not a curated record. Gene Ontology annotation, molecular function: protein binding.
AUGAAACGUUUGGAGCAGCAGUUAUCAACCACGUCCAUACAUGAAACCCAGUCUUCGAACUCGGUAAGAAAUCACUCAGACCCGCCAUCAGGAGAUGAUCUGCUUAUUAGUAUAUUCUCUCGACUGCCCUUAAAGUCUAUAGCUAGGUUUCGCUGCGUAUCGAAAUUCUUGGCAUCCAUCCUUAGCCGUCAUGAUUUCACUGAGCUAUUUUUGACCAAGUCUUUGACUCGUCCACGGCUCCUUUUCACCGUAAAAGCUACUAAUGGCAAGUUGUUGUUCUACUCUUCACCUCAGCCUCACAAUCCAGACAAUAACUCUUGUCUGGUUCCUACCCCUUAUCAUACGUCUUCUUUUCCAGAAUAUCUUCCAAGCGAUAUAUGUAGCACGGUCUGUGGAUUGGUAUUGCUUCAGGGAUGGAAAAGAAAGGUGCGAGUGAUUUGUAAUCCUGCCACCGGAGAGUUCUUAACCUUACCCAAAGUGAAAGUUAAGAGUAACCCCACAGAGAUUGCCCAAACUAAAACGUAUUUAGGGUAUGAUCCGAUCGGGAAACAGUUCAAAGUAUUGUGUGUCACCUUUUCACGUGAUGAAAGACCCAAGACUCAUCAGGUUUUGACAUUGGAGUCUGGAAAACGUGUAUGGAGAACGGUCGAACACAAGUUCUAUUUUGAGGAUAACUUUAAAAUGAGUGGUGACGUAUGCAUAGACGGUGUUUUGUAUUUCGGAGCUGCCGUUGGACGAUCUUCUAUGAUAGUUUGCUUCGACGUUGGGUCUGAAAAGUUCAGCUUUAUUAACACAAAUGAAGACAUGAGAAUACAGUAUCCUUGUUUAGCAGGUUCGUUGACAUUGUUCAACUACAAAGGUAAAUUAGGUAUACGGCAGGAUUCAGAUAAUAUGUUUUGUGAAAAUGAACUUGUGUUGUGGGUUCUAGAAGAUGCUGGAAAUCAUAAAUGGUCCAAGCAUAGCUAUGUAUUGUCUCCUUUGGGGUCCGACCUAGUCCAAUAUAACAGGUUUAUUGGAAUGACUAGUACAGGUGAAGUUGUUUUUUCAGAAUUGUCACAAUUGCACGAACCAUCAGACCUUUUCUACCUUUCCUUCUACAAUUUGCAGUCGGGGACUUUUAAAAGGGUCUACUUUCAGGGACUAGAAGAGUUUAAGCAACAAUUUACAACUCCUCACACCUUUCUAGACUAUGUUGAGAAUAUAAAGUUUAUACUAAAUUUCAAUCCAAUCACAAAUAAUGCAUUCACAACAAGCUAA